This is a messenger RNA of Mercenaria mercenaria, 1044 nucleotides long. RefSeq lists its product as uncharacterized. Gene Ontology annotation, molecular function: RNA-DNA hybrid ribonuclease activity; nucleic acid binding. NCBI's taxonomy places the organism in Eukaryota, Metazoa, Mollusca, Bivalvia, Venerida, Veneridae. Gene Ontology annotation, biological process: DNA replication, removal of RNA primer. Bases 1 to 1044 code for a protein of 347 amino acids. The record is from RefSeq and is a predicted model, not a curated record. The transcript has a single exon.
AUGUCAAAUAAUAGAAGAGAUGUAAAUGUUGCCGAACACAGACCCUCCGUGGUUCCGCCAUGGACUCUCAAAUUGCCAGAUGUUGAUAUUCUAUUAACAGAAAAAGUGAACAAAUCUGAUUUGCCGCAAUUCGCAAAUACAGAAACAAAAAUCUAUUUCGAAAAAUAUUCAGGUCAUGUUCAUAUAUAUACAGAUGGAUCCAAAUGUCCGAAUUCAGGCAAGGUAGCUUCUGCUGUUGUAGUACCAUCAAUGAAUUUCGAACAAAUCGACAGGUUAACUAAUAAUACAUCCAUCUAUACAGCAGAACUCCUUGCCAUUAAAAAUGCUAUGUGCUGGAUUUUGGCCAAUAAACCAAGCAAAGUGGCCAUCUUUUCGGAUUCAUUAUCAUCACUGACCUCACUGAAAUCAAAUAAUAGUCAGUCGAGGCCAGAACUGUUGUCAGAAAUAAUUAAUUUAUAUAAUGAGGGCCUGAACGCAGGCCUAGAGGUUACCAUAGUAUGGUGUCCAGCACACAUAGGUAUAUCUGGCAAUGAGAGAGCUGACUUGGCGGCCAAGGCGGGACUGGUGUUUGACAGCGUAACUAAACAUAUUGACCUCUCACCCACUGAAGUAUACUCCAGGAUUCGAACCUAUAUUCUUGCCAAAUGGCAAGCAACGGUUUCUAUAGGCGAACCGAAAAAUAAACACAUUAAGACUUCAGUGGGGCUCAGCCGUCCAAUGGUCUAUUCGCAAGUUAAAAAGGUGGAUAAGACCAUAACACGGCUGAGACUGGGCACAAACCUGUUGCCCGGGAGUGUCGGGCAAUAUAUCAAGAAGAUUGAACCGGUUUGUGCCCAGUGUAGAGUGAAAUAUGAUACUAAACAUCUGUUACUGGACUGUGGUGAAUUUGGCACCAAUAGAGAAGCUUUAAAACAAUCAUUAUCAUUCUGUGACCUCAAUUAUACAAUAAAAAACAUACUAGAUCCACCAAAAAUUAAUAGAGUAGCUGUCUUUAAAGCAUUAGAAAAAUUUAUUCUAGACUGUAGAUUAACUGAUAAAAUCUAA